Messenger RNA from Pezoporus occidentalis (night parrot), 1008 nucleotides. RefSeq names its product proteasome 20S subunit alpha 6 (gene PSMA6). Gene Ontology annotation, biological process: ubiquitin-dependent protein catabolic process; proteasomal protein catabolic process. The transcript is spliced from 7 exons. Gene Ontology annotation, cellular component: nucleus; cytosol; proteasome core complex, alpha-subunit complex. The coding region runs from base 117 to 857 and encodes 246 amino acids. Lineage: Eukaryota; Metazoa; Chordata; Aves; Psittaciformes; Psittacidae. The record is from RefSeq and is a predicted model, not a curated record.
GCGGCUCGUGUGACCCGGAAGCUCUCCACCGGCUGCUGAGUGCGCGGUGUCGGUGGGGCCCUGCACGCUGUGAGCCCCUCGGUCGCGCCGCCCCGCCCCUCCUCACACUGCCCGCCAUGUCCCGAGGCUCCAGCGCCGGUUUCGACCGUCACAUCACCAUCUUCUCGCCCGAGGGGCGCCUCUACCAAGUCGAAUAUGCGUUUAAGGCCAUAAACCAAGGUGGACUUACAUCUGUCGCUGUUCGUGGGAAAGAUUCUGCAGUAAUUGUAACACAGAAGAAAGUACCUGACAAGUUACUGGAUUCCAACACAGUGACUCAUUUAUUCAGAAUUACUGAAAACAUUGGCUGUGUGAUGACAGGAAUGACAGCUGACAGCAGAUCUCAGGUGCAGAGAGCUCGCUAUGAGGCUGCUAACUGGAAGUACAAGUAUGGCUAUGACAUCCCUGUGGAUAUGCUGUGUAAAAGGAUUGCAGAUAUUUCUCAGGUCUAUACACAAAAUGCUGAAAUGAGGCCUCUUGGUUGCUGUAUGAUUUUGAUUGGUAUCGAUGAAGAACACGGCCCUCAGGUAUACAAGUGUGAUCCAGCAGGUUACUACUGUGGAUUCAAGGCCACAGCUGCAGGAGUAAAGCAGACAGAGUCAACCAGUUUCCUUGAAAAGAAAGUAAAGAAGAAAUUUGAUUGGACAUAUGACCAAACAGUAGAGACAGCAAUAACGUGCCUGUCUACUGUACUAUCCAUUGAUUUCAAACCUUCAGAAAUAGAAGUUGGUGUAGUUACAGUGGAAAAUCCUAAAUUCAGGAUCCUUACAGAAGCAGAGAUUGAUGUGCACCUUGUAGCUCUGGCAGAGAGAGACUAAUUAGCAUUCCCAUUUCCAUUGUCUGUGCUUCUGGCCUGGUUAUUUGGUGAAAUGAAAACACUUAUUAAUGGCUUUAGAUUAUGGGUGGAAAACUGUAUUCACUAUAUGAUGUAUUUUACUCUGUACAAAUAAAACAGAGGUUUUUGAAAUA